AUGGCACCUCCAACACGAUAUGUCGACCGAGUGAUCCCAUGCAUCUCAAUGCAUGAUUUCGAAGGCCGCAUCGACGAAGUCACCGACCAGCUGAUUCGAGCCGCCGAAGAUGUCGGAUUUUUUACCUUGGUCGAUCAUGGUAUCUCCAAAGAAAACAUCGAAUCUAUGUUUGCCAUGUCCAAACACUUCUUCAAUCUACCUGACGAGGUCAAAGCCACUGUAGCAUGGAACCCAAACAACGUGGGCUGGGAAAAGAACUCGCAGAUUCGGCCGUCCACCGGGCAACCCGAUCACAAGGAAUCCUAUCAAAUGCAGUUUGGCGACAAUAUGAAUGAUUUCUGGCUCAAGUACGACGAUCUGCCGGGGUUCCAAAUCACCUCCCUCGAUUUCAUGAACCGCGUACAACAGGUGUCUGAAUGUUUAAUGCGAUGCUUCGCACAGGGACUGGGAUUUCCGGAGAGAUUCUUCAUCGACUGUCAUGGCAUCUCCAGGCCGAACUCGCAAACUACUAUGCGUCUACUUCAUUACUUUGCGUUGCCGGAGGUCCCCGAUGGGAAGGUGUAUCAUCGCGCAGGGCCACAUGCCGACUGGGGGUUUCUGACUUUAUUGUUCCAAAAGGAAGGACAGAGUGGGCUAGAAAUCUGCCCUGGGCGCGAGGUGGUGACCGAAUUCGGCAUUGGGGACGAAUGGACCAAGAUGGAGGCGAAGACCGGAGAGAUCGUGUGCAACAUUGGCGACUUACUGAUGUCAUGGUCGGAUGACCGAUUCAAGUCAACCUUUCAUCGUGUCAAGGCGCCUUGUGAGCCUGGUGACUAUUUUGGCAAUCGAUACAGCAUGGCUUACUUCAAUCAACCGUGCAAAGAUUCUUUGAUUCAGGGGCCGUUGAAGAAAUAUCCGAUGGUGACUGGGGCUCAGUUUACCGAACUCGCCAUGAGACGGAAUUUUGCCGCCUUGCAGGAGAAGCUGAAGACGGUCCCGGCAUAG
Molecule: messenger RNA, 984 nt
Organism: Penicillium paradoxum
Lineage: Eukaryota; Fungi; Ascomycota; Eurotiomycetes; Eurotiales; Aspergillaceae
Exons: 1
Coding region: 1-984 (327 amino acids)
Molecular function (GO): dioxygenase activity
Source: RefSeq, a predicted model, not a curated record